Macrosiphum euphorbiae (potato aphid) is the source of this 555-nucleotide messenger RNA. The record is from the annotation of a GenBank genome assembly. NCBI's taxonomy places the organism in Eukaryota, Metazoa, Arthropoda, Insecta, Hemiptera, Aphididae.
AUGCUUGAAACAGUAGCUGAUUUAUCUAAUAAUACCGAUAUGUGGACAUCGGAUUGUAAUAAAUCGUAUAUUACUGUGACUUGUCAUUUUAUAUUUGACCAUCACUUAUAUUCACCAGUACUUGCUACUCGGGAAGUUUUUGAUAGUCAUACUGGUAUAAAUAUAGCAACUACUCUGAAAAAUAUUUUUAAUGAAUGGGGCAUAGCAGAUAAAAUAGUAACUAUGGUAUCUGACAAUGGAUCUAACAUAAAAAGUGCUAUAAACGAACAUCUGCACAAAUAUCAUCAUCCGUGCGUUGCACAUACAUUAAAUUUAAGUAUUAAUGAGGCAAUAAAUGGAAAUCUAGAUAUUAUUCAAAUUUUGAAAAAAUGUAGGACCAUUGUAGGUCACUUUAAGCACAGCUAUUAUGCUAAUGGUAAACUUAGAGAAUUUCAAUUACAAAUGAACCUACCUAUAUUAAAAGUGAAACAAGAUGUUGUAACUCGAUGGAAUUCGAGUUUGAUAAUGAUUGAAAGACUACUUGACAUUAAAAAUCCACUAUCCGCUACCAUGUAA